AUGGCGUCAAAAUGUGAGCGAUUUCACAUAACUGCCACAAGUUCAGACAAGGUUUGCCAGAUAUCUAACCCAGAAUUGUCCACUUCCAAUGCAGACACCUGCAAUGCUGUUUUGGCUAGUUCCAUGCAAAUCCAUUUACAUGACCCUGCAGAUUACAGAGUUGAAAAUCGCUCUGACGAAGACAUCAAAGCUGUGUUUUUAUCUGAUGACGCAAAAUUUACCCCCAGUGAAACGUUUAGCUUCCAUGUCACUUCAUGUAGAAAGUAUAACAUUUCAUGGGAACAUAAUCGACCAUGGCUUAGAUAUAGUUUGAAAAAUGAUGCCGCCUUCUGCUCAUAUUGUUUGUGUUUCGGGACUGUGGCUGACUCGCCAUUUGUAAAGAACGGCUAUAAAAACUGGAAGAAAGCGGUUGGAGUGAAAUACAGCUAUCUGGACAAGCAUGCGAAGUCUGUCGAUCAUGUAUCUGCCAGUGAAAAGGCUAUUGAAAAAAUGGAUGCACAAACCAUAGCGGAUACAUUAGUGAACAGCGUUACAGGUUGGGGACUAUGCAUGGAUGAUUUAGUAGGGCAAGGAUAUGACGGGGCUUCAGUGAUGAGCUCUUGCAAGAAUGGGGUGCAGGCUAAAAUUCAACAACAGUUUCCAAACGCUACAUACGUUCAUUGCCGAUCACAUGUUUUGGCUUUGGUAAUUGCUAAAGGUUGUAAACAAGUUCCAGAAAUCCAGAAUCUAUUUGACAACGUCGAGAAACUGACAUGGUUUUUAGGCGGUAGUGCUAAGAGGAAGGCCUUGUUUAAAAGCUCAAGCGACUCUCAUGAACUUGGUGAUUUUCUUAUUGAGCAAGCUGACCAUGAUGAAGAAUUUGACAUGUCGAACACGGCACUUAUAAGAGGAGUAAACAAAAAAUGUGUUCCAAAGUUUUGCUCAACUCGUUGGACUGCAAGGAUUGAUACUCUCUCGGCUCUUCUUCCAAAGUACAAGACGGUUUUGGAAACACUUGAAAAGAUUCAAGAAGCCAGUAUUGGAGACUCGAAAAGAGAUGCGGGAUCUUAUGCUCGACUGCUAACCGAUCCACAGUUUCUUGUCUCACUUGUAGUGGCUCAGUUCAUCUUGAGCUAUUUCGCGUCCGUGACCAAAAGUCUACAAGCUGUCAACUGUGAUCUAGGCUCAGCCUAUCGUGACAUCCACUUGUCCAAAGAAACUGUGGCUAAGGCACGCUGUGAAUCAACAUGGGAUAAACUUUAUGAACGAAUCGAGUCCAUCUGCAGUGAAAUUGAUGUGACUAUAGUCAAGCCAAGGACCACAAAAAUUCAACGCCACAGAUCGAAUGCCGGCGCAGAUGUUUCACAAAGUGCCAAAGAUUACUUCAGGGUGAACGUAUUUUAUCCGUUUAUUGAUCAUCUUCUUCAAGAUCUCGACUCCAGGUUUUCCGACCAGCAUAGUAACCUAGUGGCUGCUGAAGCACUCAUACCCGUGAAUUUGGAACAUCUUACACCAACAUGCAUGGCCAAAAUAAAUGAAUACUAUUCAAAAUGUCUGAAACGGGGAGAGUAUCUUCAAGUUGAAGUAGAGAAGUGGAAACACUUGUUCCAACAUACUCCAGUAGAGUCCAGACCAGCGGAUGGUUGUACCACUUUGGCAGCCUGCAACAAAGUGUAUUUCCCAGCAAUUCACCGAAUUCUGGUGAUAUUCCUCACUACUCCUGUUGGCAGUGUGGCAUGUGAAAGAUCAUUUUCAGCACUAAGGCGCUUGAAAUUGUGGACCAGAGCAAGAAAUCAUGCCCCGGACUUCUAA
Messenger RNA from Gigantopelta aegis, 1791 nucleotides. RefSeq names its product zinc finger MYM-type protein 1-like. Bases 1 to 1791 code for a protein of 596 amino acids. Gene Ontology annotation, molecular function: protein dimerization activity. The record is from RefSeq and is a predicted model, not a curated record. NCBI's taxonomy places the organism in Eukaryota, Metazoa, Mollusca, Gastropoda, Neomphalida, Peltospiridae. The transcript has 4 exons.